AUGGCAGAGCAGAUCUACAACUCCGACCUGACCAUGUCCGCUGCCGAAGAGGAGGCCCUCAUCGCAUCCGGGGAAGACCUCCUCGUGGACGAUCUGCCCGAAGGCCUGAUCGACCACCUUGCUGACUCUGCUGAGCUCCCCGUCGCCAAAAAACCAUGCUUCGACGCCGGCGCUAGCCUCUCCCCCUCCUCCCCCUCCACCAACAUCACCGCCUCCCCCGAAUCGGCCCAGGCGCAUCAGGCGCGCUCGCCCGCACCCCCCGAGCUGGAAGCGCACCGCACUGCGAUUUUUGCCAGCAUCAACGCAAUGCUGUGCGGUUUCAUGUUCGAAACUGGCACCGUCCCGCCUUUCGAGCAGACCGUCGGUGACCCCCUCCGCAUGGCCCGUCGCGUUUACGGCCGCCUGCAGUUUUCAUGGCCGUCGCAGGCGGACGCAACUGCCUUCCACAGGCUGUUCCCCCUCUCUCUCAAGCUCCCUAACUCCCGUCCCGUUCUGCUGAAAGAGUUCGUGGACAGAUUCGAAGAAUUUACCGCGGCUAAGGCUGCAGGCACUCCCACCAUAUCUAUCCGUAACGUCCCUAUGGAGUACGCGCCAGAGGAUAUCCGAGCCUUCCUCUUGGACUCCACCGAGCCGGACGGUGCACACUGGCUCGCCGACUUGACCAACUUCCACCGCGCUUCUGACCCCUAUGAGGGUACCUACUUCACUCACCUCGCUGGACUCCCCGUCGCCACCCCCGACGACCCGCAUUUCGAUCUCAUUCCAUCCGAAAUCCUGCCCCGGCCACUCCCUUACUCAACCAGGUUUUGCCCCCUCUCCCCGUUCCCCCCCCUCUCACCACCCAUCCAGUGCCCUGCUCCCUUUCGGCCAGGCCUCUGCCCACCCAUGAACUCACUCCAUAUCACCAACCCCCCCCUGCCCCCUCCGCUCCCCGCAGUCACCUCCCCAACCACACACUCAUUCCCCCCUCCCACCCCACCCCCUCCCCCCAUGACACUCCCUCCCUUACCCCCCUUAUGGUCGGACCUCCACUCCCCCACGAGCUCACCCCACUCUCGCACCCCUUCCCCACUUCCUCCUCCCCCCGCAGGCAACCCUCCCCUCCGGAACUCGCCCUCCCUGCUCUUAGCCAACAAUCCCCCCUUUCGCACCCUAUAUCUUCCUUCUCCCUCUUUUUCCCCUCUCCGGUACUUUCACCCCUACUCCCUCUCCUCCCCUCUUCCUUCCACCCAACCCGCCUCCCCCCCCUUUCCUCAGUCCUACUUCUCCCUGCCCCUCCAAGGAUCAGGCUGCCACCCUCCUCCCUACUUGUUCUGGGCUGCACUGCCCUCCCCGUGA
Closterium sp. Naga37s-1 is the source of this 1338-nucleotide messenger RNA. The record is from the annotation of a GenBank genome assembly. NCBI's taxonomy places the organism in Eukaryota, Viridiplantae, Streptophyta, Zygnematophyceae, Desmidiales, Closteriaceae.